Sungouiella intermedia is the source of this 1653-nucleotide messenger RNA. NCBI's taxonomy places the organism in Eukaryota, Fungi, Ascomycota, Pichiomycetes, Serinales, Metschnikowiaceae. The record is from the annotation of a GenBank genome assembly.
AUGUCGUCAGAGCCUACCACGGUUGAACAUUCCCGACCUGAGACUCCCAGUUCGACCCACCUGGUUUCUAGCCUGGAAAGAGACCCAUUAAUCCCACAAAGACGUCAACUUGUGGAUCCAGAUGACCCCAUUGUGUCUCCAUUGAGGGUUCCAAAGAUCAAGGUUCUCCGUCUGUUUCUUUUGAUUGUGUUGGGCUUAAAUUUAGUGCUCUUUUUGUUGGUCUUAGUUAGUGACUUCAUCUCCAUUCCUGGUUUCAACUCCCGAGGAAGGCUGUUCUUCGAAUUGGACUUGACCAUCUUCAACGUUCUUACCAGCGGAGUCACUUUGUGGUGUUUUGCUGUUCCAGCCUAUUACGAACGUGUCGUCGGAUACGUGACUCUCGUGUUGGCUGUCAUUGAUAUAAUCAUUAUCUUGAGUGUAUCCUACCUUCGGAUUCAUAAGGGAGCACUUGGAAUAAACUUGAUGAUAUGGACGGUUUUGAAUUUGGGCUUUAACUGUUUUGCGGACUUCUUGGUUGAGCAAACUAAGGCAGAGCAGGAGAUCAAGUAUACUGGCCGUGUGGAAAAGCGCAAGUCUUUGACUGAGCUCUUCGUUAUGUUCGUAAAGAUUACAAUUAAAGUCGUGCUUCUUUUGUUGAUUUGGAACAUUUCUUUGUCGUUGUGGCUCGCAGCGUUCGAUACUCAUGAGAAGCCCUGGGGCAAGAUGAUCCCAGUUAAUGAGAAUCUGUUUGAUGUUCAUCUUUCAUGUUAUGGAGACGUCCAUGCAAAAAUGGCCAAUGGAUCCCACAUUGCAGAAGAUGAAAAUCUUGCCAAGCAGCCUAUCAUCUUGGUUGAAGGUGGACAGCUGACCUCAGCUGAAGUGUUCCAAGAAUGGAUCCAAGAAUUGUAUCACAUGAACAAGAUUGAGCGUUACUGUAUCUGGGACAGGCCAGGCUACGGCUUCUCUGACAGUGCUCCUUCUCCGUUAUCCAUAUCUAUCACUAUCGAAUACCUCAUGGAGGCACUUAGUAAAGAAAAGAUUGAGGGACCUUUCAGUGCAGUUGGUUUUGAUAGUGGAGGCCUCUAUUCUCGAGUGUUUACCCUGAGAAAUAGAGGACAAAUGCACUCGAUGUUGUUGGUUGAUAGUUGGCACGAGGAUCUUUUGAAGCAUUUCCCCUUUAGUGGCACCAACAAGAAGAAUGAAAGCAGACGCACCUUCAAGAAUAUUCUCGAACUCAUGGACUCGUGGCAGGGAUUUAAGGUGUGGCUUCGAGGCGUGGCUUCACCUGUUGGAAUUGUCCGCAAUUUCCAUUGGUUUCUCCAUCCCAGAAGAUAUCUGUCCAAGAGCCGGAUUUUUGGAAGGGAUAUGGUGAGAAGUCCCAAGUACUUGCGGGCCAGACUUCAGGAGCAGGUUACUGCGUCGGUCUUGUCGUUCAACGAGGUAAAGAAUGCGGAUGUUAAGACAAUCCCGUUGUCUGUAGUUCUGUCAGAUUUCAUGAUUCAGAACUCAUUGAAUUGGGGCAAGUGGCAGCGAGAGUUGACAAAAAUCAGUAGCCAGACGUUGGAGUGGGUUGUGGCAGAGAAUACUGGUCAUUGGAUCUGGGAUAGCCCGAAGGGACGUGACCAGCUCCAGCAAGUUCUUUUACGUUUAGUGAGUGAGAAGUCCAACUACUGA